AUGACUAUCAGCAAGGCGCUGUGUGACCUAGGGGCUAGUAUUAAUCUGAUGCCCUCCUCUCUAGUGAAAAAGCUGCGCAUGAAAGAAGUGAAACCAGUACAGAUAUCUUUAGAAUUGGUGGACAAAUCAGUAGUGUACCCAAGGGGUAUAGUUGAGAACCUUCUAGUCAAAGUAGACAGAUUCAUUUUCCCUGCUGAUUUUGUGAUCUUGGAAUCUGAUGAGGAUGAUAGUGACUCUAUUAUACUGGGAAGGCCAUUCUUGGCCACUGCUAGGGCCAUUGUAGACGUAGAAAAAGGAGAGUUGACCUUAGGCUACAUGAUGAAAGUGUCACACUGA
This is a messenger RNA of Arachis ipaensis, 336 nucleotides long. NCBI's taxonomy places the organism in Eukaryota, Viridiplantae, Streptophyta, Magnoliopsida, Fabales, Fabaceae. The record is from RefSeq and is a predicted model, not a curated record.